Molecule: messenger RNA, 2832 nt
Organism: Mugil cephalus (flathead mullet)
Lineage: Eukaryota; Metazoa; Chordata; Actinopteri; Mugiliformes; Mugilidae
Gene: igsf11
Product: immunoglobulin superfamily member 11
Exons: 9
Coding region: 541-2049 (502 amino acids)
Biological process (GO): homophilic cell-cell adhesion
Cellular component (GO): cell-cell junction
Molecular function (GO): ionotropic glutamate receptor binding
Source: RefSeq, a predicted model, not a curated record
GAACAGACGAGACACCAUGGAGCGCAACAAGACGCGUUGGAGAGACUCACCAAGCGGACGGGAUAAGUGCCAGUUUCAGUUCUGUUUGUAAGUCACUUUCACCGAGAGUGGGCUCAUUUCGGGACACCGGCAGGCGGACGCUGUUUUUUUUUUUUCUUUCUUCCAAGCGUGCGUAAAUUGACUGGAGAGGUCUGGGAAAGAAAACAGUCCGAGUGACCAGCGGCAACCAAAGAACGGAAGGAGAAGGAGAAGUAAAAAGCGCCCGGAGGAUAAACGAGAGCUCGGACAGAAAUGCUAUCUGUGUUUUUUUAUUUGUUUGUUUUUUACCACACAUUUGGGCAUUUCGUGUAGUUUGUUUUUGGUAAAUUGUCAGCGUGCGCUGCGUAAAAUCUCAGAUUUCUCGCGUGUCUCAUGCCGUUACAAGGAACAGUUACUUUUCUUUGAGGAAACCCCGAGAAGAGAUUUUUUUAUAUAUAUAAAUAAAGAAGGCAGCACCUCUUUCCCUCAGACUGAGAGCCAGUCACUUGACAGUUACGAACCAUGGUGAAGUUUCAUAACUCAGACCUAUGGAUAGCCUGGAUGGUCAUUUUCUGCAUGGAGGGUUCAAGGUUUGAUCUACACACAGGGAAAGUAUGUGUGCGGGCGCUGGAUGUGACGGUGUCGCAGAGCAGUAUCCAGGUGGCCCGUGGCCAAGCAGCCAUGCUCCCCUGCUCCUUCACCACCAGCGCCGCCCUCAACAACCUCAACAUCAUCUGGAUGGUGAUACCGCUGUCCAAUGCUAACCAGCCAGAGCAGUCCAAGCAGGUGAUCAUCUACCAGGGCGGCCAGGUGUUCAGCCUUGCCAACCACCUCCAUGGUCGCGUGGGCUUCGCCACCACCAUGCCAAGCACAAGUGCCUCCAUCAUCAUCAACAACACCCAGCUGUCCGACACCGGGACCUACCAGUGCCUGGUCAACAACCUCCCAGACAGAGGGGGGCGCAACAUCGGCGUGAUUGGGCUCACAGUGUUGGUGCCCCCUUCGGUGCCAGCAUGUCGAAUCCAGGGCACCCUGGAUGUAGGCAGUGACAUCAUGCUGAUCUGCAAUUCAGAGGAAGGUAUACCAACCCCGUCCUACUCCUGGGAGAAGCGCGACGCGCUGCCCAAGCUGCCACACAACGCCAUGCAAGGUAUUACAAACAAGCUGGCCGUCGGAGUUCCCUUUUGCCCCACCUUUGCUGACAAGAUGCAGGGCACCGUCACACUGAGAAACAUCAGCACCAGCACCUCAGGACUCUACCAGUGUACAUCCAGCAACACUAUUGGCAAGAGCACAUGUCUACUCAACCUGCAGGUUGUUGCACCGCAACCUCAGAGCGUAGGUCUGAUAGCAGGGACCAUCGCCACAGGGGUCCUGGCCAUCGUCAUCUGCUCCCUUUUAGUGGUGGUCUCGCUUUUCUAUUGGAAGAACAAGAACAAAUAUGACGAAGAGGAGAUCCCCAACGAGAUCAGGGAAGACGACCUCCCUCCUAAGAGGUCGUCAUCAGUGAAGGCUUUCCACGCAGACGCCUCGUCGUCAGAGAACGACACGCUGACAUCCACCAACACGUACAACAGCCGCUACUGGCACAACCCCAAACCCAACUAUGACACUAACUCCUACACGCGCUACAACGGGGACACUCGCCAGACCUUCUCCACCGCUGCUCACGGCGCACACGGACACGGACAAGCCCAGAACGCAGCGCACGGCCACGGCGCAGCAGUCACAGCCCCGGGCUCGACCCCGCUGUCCCGCCACGCGCCACCAACGACCACAACGACAGCAACUUCAUUUGCCAACGGCAGCCACACGCUCCCGCCACCCAAGACUCUGGUGGUCACCACAAACUCUGCACCGUCCCCCCCCAACAUGGUGCGCAGCAACGGCUCCGUGAGCCUCAAGCCGGUGGUGACGUCCACACACGGGCAGCACACGCACUCCUACGCCGUGAGCCAGGCCACGCUGGAGCGGAUGGGGGCCGUGCCAGUCAUGGUACCUGCCCAGAGCAGAGCAGGCUCGCUGGUCUGAAGCCAGAUCUGAUUAACAGUUAGCUUCGGAAACGAGACUAAAUGAGUGCGUGGUUGUGAUGUUUGAAAUCUGCUGACGAAAAACUGUAUAUGGGCUGAAGCAGCUCGCUUCCCUUUACAAUUGUGUCUUUCUGUACGUCUCGACCUUUUGUAUCUCAAAACAAACUGGGAUUUUACAAUGCAGAGUUCAGUUAAUGCCAAUUCUUCGAAGGACAGGCCCAUCCAUUUUGUAGGCAAGCACUAUAUGGAAUACAUGGGAUCUCCCCGUAUUAGCUGGAAUUUCCUGGCGGCAGCGCGGGGAACUAUAUUUUUCAACCACUCGGAUGAUUUCACAAAGCUGGAACAAGACAUCCUGCAGGACUUGGAUUCCCAGAUCUUUUUCAGGGCUGGAUCAUUGUGGCGAUUGUCUGCUCAAAGCAACACAAGGCGCUGUCAUCUCAGUGUGUCCAUGCUGCAUGGUCAGAAAAGAAGUGAGCCUGGAUUCCCACAUAAGUGCAUGUGUCCCUUGAUUUAGGAUAACAAAUGAAGUCAGUUUUAUUUCUAACAGUUUCUUCUCACUGUCAUGUUUAUGAUUGACAUAAAUGAUACAAAUCAUGAGGAUUAUACACUGAAAAAGUGAAUGUUUAAAUGUGUGAUGAGGGUAACCUACAGGAUGAAAAGGUUCUAGUUGAAAUGACCUUAGAUGCUCAGAGGAAGGGGCGUUAUUAGGUGCAAUACAUUACAUAAUAUAUGGUACACUGAAUGCAAACUUACAUUUUUGCACUUUUCAGAGUUUUUUUUUUUU